GCCCCUCGGGCAGUGCAAACCCUCCCAGGCCACUUAAGUCCCCGCCGCAGAGUCGCCGAGUCCGGCUUUUGUGUGCGGGCUGCUGGUCCCUGGCUUCCUAUUGGCUCCCUUUUGCCUGGUUCUUCUAGGUCUCUUUCCAGCCCUCACGCACCCGUUUCCUAGUUUCAUCUUCCUCGCUCUUUUCCUCUCUCCUUCCUUCGCAGCUCAGCAUGCAGAAAAAAGACGUCUCCCCAUACGGUUUCCUGCCAAACUUCCAGCAUUUCGCCACGCAGGCCAUCCAUGUGGGCCAGGAACCAGAGCAAUGGAGCUCUCGGGCUGUAGUGGCCCCCAUCUCCAUGUCCACCACGUUCAAGCAGGGGGCUCCCGGCAAGCACUCGGGUUUUGAAUAUAGCCGUUCUGGAAACCCCACCAGGAAUUGCUUGGAAAAAGCAGUGGCAGCAUUGGAUGGGGCUAAGUAUAGUUUGGCCUUUGCUUCAGGUUUAGCAGCCACUAUGACUAUUACCCAUCUCUUAAAAUCAGGAGACCAAAUUAUAUGUAUGGAUGAUGUAUAUGGAGGUACAAACAGGUACUUCAGGCGGGUUGCAUCUGAAUUUGGAUUAAAGAUUUCUUUUGUUGAUUGUUCCAAAACUAAAUUACUAGAGGAGGCCAUUACACCAGAAACCAAGCUUGUUUGGAUUGAAACCCCCACAAACCCUAGCUUGAAGAUGAUUGACAUUGAAGCCUGUGCACAUACUGUCCAUAAACAUGGAGACAUUAUUUUGGUCGUGGAUAACACUUUUAUGUCGGCAUAUUUCCAGCGACCUUUGGCUCUGGGAGCUGAUAUUUGUAUGUAUUCAGCAACAAAAUAUAUGAAUGGCCACAGCGAUGUUGUAAUGGGCUUAGUGUCUGUUAAUUCUGAGAGCCUCCAUGAUAAGCUCCGAUUCCUGCAGAAUUCAAUUGGGGCAGUCCCCUCUCCUUUUGACUGUUACCUCUGCAAUCGAGGUCUGAAGACACUACAAGUCCGAAUGCAGAAGCAUUUUGAAAAUGGAAUGGCAGUUGCUCAGUUUCUGGAAUCACAUCCUCUGGUGGAAAAGGUUAUUUAUCCUGGGCUGCCCUCUCAUCCUCAGCAUGAGUUGGCAAAGCGUCAGUGCACAGGUUGCCCGGGGAUGAUCACCUUUUAUAUUAAGGGCGCUCUUCAGCACGCUGAGGCUUUCCUCAAGAGCCUGAAGUUAUUUACUCUGGCUGAGAGCUUGGGAGGAUAUGAGAGUCUUGCUGAGCUUCCGGCAAUUAUGACCCAUGCAUCAGUGCCUGAGAGCCACAGAGAGGCCCUUGGAAUUAGUGACACACUGAUUCGACUCUCUGUGGGCUUAGAGGAUAAAGAAGACCUACUGGAAGAUUUAGAUCAAGCUUUGAAGAAAGCACACCGUCCAAAUGCAUAUUGAACCUAGCAUCCCA
Molecule: messenger RNA, 1434 nt
Organism: Myotis brandtii (Brandt's bat)
Lineage: Eukaryota; Metazoa; Chordata; Mammalia; Chiroptera; Vespertilionidae
Gene: CTH
Product: cystathionine gamma-lyase
Exons: 12
Coding region: 210-1421 (403 amino acids)
Biological process (GO): transsulfuration
Cellular component (GO): cytoplasm
Molecular function (GO): pyridoxal phosphate binding; cystathionine gamma-lyase activity
Source: RefSeq, a predicted model, not a curated record